AAUAAUUUUAAUUAAAAAAAAAAAAAAGAAAAAAGAAAAAUGAUUUCCCAUUUCUCUACCAAACCACCGUUCUCCUUCACCUCUUCGUCUUCUCUCGCCGCUCUCUGCCUCCGUCCCCUUCUCUUCCGUCCUUCUCUUCAUCUUCCUCCUCCUCCUCCUCCUGUGAAUUUCCACUCUUGUUCUUCUCCUCUGUCCGCAUCGAAAUCUCGUAUUCAUCGCUGGUCGUCCUUUGUAUGUCACUUCGGCACCAGUGCAGGCGACAACGGAGGUGGAGUUCGCAUGGAGUCAUCUUCAGCGGAAGUGGAGUUCGUCGCGCACGAUUUGAAGAGACAGAGUUUAGGAACCGAUGGAGAUGCGGAUGGAGGGAGUGAUGACAGUGGCAAUGGCGAGGAGAGUAGGAAGGUUAUGAAAUUGAAGCUUGAAGAUCUGAACUGGGACCACUCGUUUGUUAGAGAAUUGCCUGGUGAUCCUCGGACCGAUACGAUUUCGCGUCAGGUAUUACAUGCUUGUUAUACAAAAGUUUCUCCCUCAGCCGAAGUAGACAAUCCGCAGCUUGUAGCCUGGUCAGAGUCAGUUGCUGAGUUGCUUGAUUUGGAUUCAAAAGAAUUUGAGAGACCAGAUUUUCCCGUUAUAUUUUCUGGGGCAUCACUGCUACCGGGAACUUUGCCUUAUGCUCAAUGUUAUGGAGGACAUCAAUUUGGCAUGUGGGCUGGUCAGCUGGGUGACGGUCGGGCAAUAACGCUUGGAGAAGUUGUUAAUUCGAAGGGAGAAAGAUGGGAAUUGCAGCUUAAAGGAGCAGGGAAGACUCCAUACAGCCGCUUUGCGGAUGGACUGGCAGUACUACGAAGUAGCAUCCGCGAGUUCCUUUGCAGUGAAGCAAUGCACAGUCUGGGCAUUCCCACAACACGUGCACUUUGCGUUGUGACAACGGGGAAAGAAGUCACUCGAGACAUGUUUUAUGAUGGCAAUCCAAAGGAUGAACCUGGUGCAAUUGUUUGCAGAGUUGCCCAGUCCUUUUUGCGCUUUGGUACAUACCAACUACCUGCUUCUAGAGGAAACGAGGACCUUCAAAUGGUUGGUUCUUUGGCAGAUUAUGCUAUUAGACAUCACUUUCCCCAUAUAGAAAGCAUGAAUAGAAGUGAGAGCUUAUCCUUUAGCACUGGCAAUGAAGAUAAUUCAGUUGUGGACUUAACUUCAAACAAGUAUGCAGCAUGGGCAGUGGAGGUUGCAGAGCGUACUGCUUCCUUAAUUGCAAGAUGGCAAGGUGUUGGCUUUACUCAUGGUGUGCUUAACACUGAUAACAUGAGCAUUUUAGGUCUAACCAUUGAUUAUGGUCCAUUUGGAUUUUUGGAUGCCUUUGACCCAAGUUACACUCCCAACACAACGGAUCUUCCAGGGAGAAGGUACUGUUUUGCCAAUCAACCUGAUAUUGGCUUAUGGAAUAUUGCACAAUUUGCGUCAACCCUGUCAUCUGCCAAAUUGAUAAAUGAUAAUGAGGCAAAUUAUGCCAUGGAAAGGUAUGGGAACAAAUUUAUGGAUGAGUAUCAAGCCAUAAUGACUAAAAAGCUUGGCCUUCCAAAGUACAAUAAAGAACUGAUCAGUAAACUCCUUAAUAAUAUGGCUGUGGAUAAAGUUGAUUAUACAAAUUUCUUCCGGUUGCUUUCCAAUAUCAAAGCUGAUCCUAACAUCGUAGGGGAAGAGUUGUUAAGUCCGCUGAAGGCUGUGCUUUUAGAUAUUGGUAAGGAGCGUAAAGAGGCAUGGACCAAAUGGGUGCAAGCAUAUAUACAAGAGCUUGUUGCUAGCGGCAUUUCAGACGAAGAAAGGAAAGCUUCCAUGGAUUCAACGAAUCCUAAAUAUGUCCUGAGGAACUAUUUGUGCCAGAGCGCCAUUGAUGCUGCUGAACAAGGUGAUUUCAGUGAGGUUCGUAGGCUGCUCAAAUUAAUGGAGCGACCGUACGAGGAUCAACCGGGAAUGGAAAAAUAUGCUCGGCUGCCACCAGCAUGGGCUUAUCGACCAGGUGUUUGCAUGCUUUCUUGUUCUUCAUGAGUUGCAUACUCUAAUUUUAGGUAAUACAAGAAAAAAAAAAAGGGGGAAAAUUGAAAAAAACAAAAGAGAUAGAGAACGAAAUUAUACUCUGUUGUUUGUACAUAAUAGUCAAAAAAUAAGUUUAUAUUCUAUUUUUGUUCCUCUUGUUUUUCACCUAGUACAUUUUGACUAUAAGCUGGAGAAUUUAUAUACUCUUGUUUUGUUAUGCAUGUUAUAGGUUAAAAGAUUGGAUUUCAUA
Carica papaya (papaya) is the source of this 2284-nucleotide messenger RNA. Its product is annotated as selenoprotein O. Gene Ontology annotation, cellular component: chloroplast thylakoid. The record is from RefSeq and is a predicted model, not a curated record. Lineage: Eukaryota; Viridiplantae; Streptophyta; Magnoliopsida; Brassicales; Caricaceae. Gene Ontology annotation, molecular function: AMPylase activity. Gene Ontology annotation, biological process: protein adenylylation.